AUGGGUGCCAAGUACGGUCAGUUCAAGUUAGUGUUGCUUGGCGAAAGCUCUGUAGGGAAAUCUAGUGUCGUUUACAGGUUUAUAAAGGAACAGUUUGAGGAGUUUCGUGAAUCGACUAUUGGUGCAGCCUUUUUAACCCAAAGCGUCAAAGUUAACAAUGAAAAGGGAGAGGAAGUCACUAUUAAGUUCGAAAUAUGGGAUACUGCUGGACAGGAAAGAUACAAGUCUUUGGCCCCAAUGUAUUAUAGAAAUGCCCAUUGCGCUAUAGUGGUGUACGAUAUAACCAGAGAGAGCUCCCUCGCGAAAGCCAAGAAUUGGGUCAGCGAGCUCAGAAAGCAGAACAGUAACAAUGCUAAUAAAAACAUGGUAAUUGCUUUGGUGGGAAAUAAAUCAGAUUUGGAAAGUGAAAGGAAAGUUGACAAGCUACAGGCAUUUGAGUACACAAGAGAGGAAGGGUUAUUAUUUUUUGAAGUGUCAGCAAAAACUGGUGAAGGUGUCAGAGAUGUAUUUGAUCACAUCGCGAAACUGUUGGCCGAGAGCUACGAGGAAUCUAUGAAUUCUAACAACGGCAUGAAUAUGAACCCCAAUCAAGUUGAUUUGAUGAAGGGUACGCAAAACAAUGACACAUGUGCUUGUUGA
Saccharomycopsis crataegensis is the source of this 639-nucleotide messenger RNA. Its product is annotated as Rab family GTPase. Gene Ontology annotation, molecular function: GTPase activity; GTP binding. Bases 1 to 639 code for a protein of 212 amino acids. The transcript has a single exon. NCBI's taxonomy places the organism in Eukaryota, Fungi, Ascomycota, Saccharomycetes, Ascoideales, Saccharomycopsidaceae. The record is from RefSeq and is a predicted model, not a curated record. Gene Ontology annotation, cellular component: endosome; Golgi apparatus.